CAUCCGUUCCUAUGACGCGCUAAUUCGCGCGUUCCUCAAAUAUAGCGACUAGUGAGGUGAUGAAUGUAAUGUUUUUGUACGUGGUGUGCAAAAGUACUUGAGACCGUUAACGCGCUAGAUAUCAAAGGGAUGUAAAAAUAGGCGAGUAAAUAUAAUUUGAGGUAUCAGUUCGUGACUGUAUAUUUGUCCGGCGAGUGUUUCUAAGGUGACUCUUCCCUUAAGCUGUUUCUUUGCUAAUCACAGAACAUGAGUGGGAAUUAAUCCAAGUACAGUUGUGUAGUAUGGCUGGGGUAAAGUGGCAGGACAGACUGAAGUCUCUGGAGCAAAGAGCCUUAUCCUUCCAGUCCGCCCCUCUGUGCUGUCCAUAUAAGCCACGUCUGUCCCGCCCAUGGCAGCCCUCCUCUGUGUGGAGACUCUUUCCUCGCCAAAGCGCAGCCAUUGCCUUCCUUCAGCAGCAUGUUAAACAAGAUGUGCAUAUAUUUUCACUGGAGAAGGAGGGCAGUGAUGCUGGACAAAGAAUAUUCCUAGUGACCAGCUACAGUGAACUUUGGCACUAUUACAGGACUCACAGACAGUCUCUGAUGCACUGCUAUGAGGUCAUUCUCGAUGGGGCAGUCUGCAAACUCUAUUUUGACUUGGAGUUUCACAAAGCCUCCAACCUACAUCUGGAUGGCAAGAUGAUGGUGGCCAAAUUAAUUCAGUAUGUGUGUGAGAAGCUAGAAGAGGUAUAUGGUCUACACUGUUCUGCAAAAGACGUCCUUAAUUUGGACUCCAGCACCUCUGAGAAGUUCAGCCGCCAUCUCAUCUUCAUGCUCCCUAAUGCUGCAUUUAAAGACAACUCCCAUGCAGGUCAAUUUAUUCAUGCUAUUCUACAUCCUGCUUUGAACAGCCUUCAGAAAAGCCCAAAGGCACUGACAGUUGCAGUCGAUUCAGGAGAGAGCAGAGAUGAUGAGGACCGUUCUGAGGCCAAGAGGAGAAAGUUUGAAGAGAAGGAUCUCAGCUUUCUCAUAGUAAAGAGUAAAAAUGGAUCAGAACAACUUUUUGUUGACCUGGGUGUCUACACCAAGAACAGGAACUUUCGCCUCUACAAGUCUUCCAAACUGGGGAAGAAUGCUGCCUUCACUGUUGCAGAGGAUAACAAAUAUAUCACAAAGUCUUCCGGGCAAAACACAGAAGAAGAAAGCAUAUUUCUAGCCUCUUUGAUCACUAACAUCAGUUACACAGGACAGAGGAUUUUGUCGUACAAUAUGCUUGAGAGGAGUACAGCAGAAUCUCCCUAUUUGACGCUGCAGAAACAGUCACACAAUUCUGACCUGGUCGGUGAACAGCAGCCGUCUCCAUUUAAAGAUGUGGAUGAUUUCGUGUUGACGCUCAUUUGCAAGGAUGAAAUUCAAGGACACAUACGACGAUGGAACUACUUUGCGUCUGAGCAGCUGCUAGUUUAUGAUAUUGGGAAAUUUCGCUGGUGCCAAAAUGUGAAUCGUUUCCACAAGAGCAACAAUAUCAUGAUUGUGGUGGAUCUCAAAGAGGAAGUGUGGUAUCAGAGAUGCCAUGACCCUGAUUGCCGGAAACAGAAUUACAGAUCCUCAAGCUACUCACUGCCGAAGGAGAUCUGCAUGAGUCAUAUACUGAUGGAGGAUGAAGAGGAUCAGGCAUACUUAACAGAUGAACUGGGCAACAUUGAGCUUGCACAGAGCUCUGUAACUGUGACUGCUUCAGCAGUGCAGGUGACUGGGCAGGAGUCAUCCCCAGCUGUCUGGGGUGAGGACCGUAAGGAUUGGGACAACUUGACUGAUGACAUGGCUUACCUGGAGGCCCUGCAGAAGGUAGAAGAGGCCACUGAGCAGCAGCAGGAGGUCUCUGAUGAACUUCUGCUCCAGGCAGUGACUGACUGUGAAUGAUGGUAUUAGAGUCUAAAGGACGCUGGAUAGAGAUUUUAUGAUGAAUUGUCACUAGUGCAAUAUCUAAGGUUUUCUAUGAAUUUAUUCACUAAAAUAUUAAUUUCUUUACAAAUUGUAUUAUCAGAUUGUUUAAAACUUAUUCCAAUAUAUUCUUUUGUUAUAUGGAUUUGCAAGUGUAUAUAACUGAACAAAUGAUUUUAUUUGAAAAUUUUCCAAAAUAAUUCAAAUUUUAACAAUAGAUGAGUGAAUAAAUACCAAUAUGACAAAGUUUAAUUCUUUUAAUGUUAUUACUUAAUGUAAUGUUAGCACUAAGAAAUACAGUGCAGAAGGUUAAAAAUGUGUUUUCUCUAACUUUCCAGGAGAGGGCAGCAUAAGUUUAUUUCGCAAUAGAGAUAUUGUUUUUGUAGAUUUAUAUGUUUUAAAUGACUUGUCAGGAGUACUAAAUGGCAACUGCCACCAAACACGAUAAUACACUGAAGAAAAUGUAAAUGUGCUGAUACUGUGUAAAACUUGUCCAUAUCUCUUUCUUAUACUGGAAAAACUAUUAAAAUGACAUUUUAAACAUUGCCAAUAAUAACAAUAAAGAAAACAUCCAUCUCAUAA
Molecule: messenger RNA, 2504 nt
Organism: Misgurnus anguillicaudatus (oriental weatherfish)
Lineage: Eukaryota; Metazoa; Chordata; Actinopteri; Cypriniformes; Cobitidae
Gene: primpol
Product: primase and polymerase (DNA-directed)
Biological process (GO): error-prone translesion synthesis; response to UV; mitochondrial DNA replication
Cellular component (GO): mitochondrial matrix; nucleus
Molecular function (GO): DNA-directed DNA polymerase activity; chromatin binding
Source: RefSeq, a predicted model, not a curated record